Manihot esculenta (cassava) is the source of this 2087-nucleotide messenger RNA. RefSeq names its product acetylornithine aminotransferase, mitochondrial. Gene Ontology annotation, cellular component: chloroplast stroma. The transcript is spliced from 5 exons. Gene Ontology annotation, molecular function: pyridoxal phosphate binding; transaminase activity; identical protein binding. The coding region runs from base 248 to 1657 and encodes 469 amino acids. NCBI's taxonomy places the organism in Eukaryota, Viridiplantae, Streptophyta, Magnoliopsida, Malpighiales, Euphorbiaceae. Gene Ontology annotation, biological process: arginine metabolic process. The record is from RefSeq and is a predicted model, not a curated record.
CUAUUAGGGCCAACGUAUCCGCAAGGCCGAGCCCCAACCAUCAAUUCCUUCUCUCCUCUCCCUCUCUCUCACUCGCGAACAACGAAGCAUUAUAACCUGCAGAGCCGCCACAGGACUCGAGCAACUGAAGCGAAAGUCUGAUGCUUGUUCAGUAAAUUAACAAGAACUGGGUGCCUGAAGUUUGCAAUCUGUUAGUUAAGAACCUGAAUCUUGCUCGUCUAUCGGUUCCACCGAGCUUAAAACAAAAAUGACUUUACUAAUUAGUUCCAACGCUACAGUCUGCCAAUCACUCAAUUUCCGCCAAUUAGUCCAUCCAGACCGCGGAGAAUGGCCACGACAAAUAUUCAGAUUCAACGGCCGGAAACCAAUCGCCACCUCUUGUCUUAAUGUGGACGUGCAAGCACCGGAAAGUUCCGGGAAAAUUGCGGUGGUCAGAGAGAGCAAGGAGGUGAUGGAGGCGGAAGGGAGGUUUAUAGUAGGGACGUAUGCGAGAGUGCCGGUGGUGCUGGCCAGUGGCAAGGGUUGUAAAUUAUAUGAUGUUGAAGGGCGAGAGUAUUUGGACUGCAGUUCGGGAAUUGCGGUGAAUGCAUUGGGGCAUUGUGACCCUGAUUGGGUCAAAGCUGUGGUUGAUCAGGCUAACGUGUUGACCCAUGUCAGCAAUGUUUACUAUUCCAUUCCUCAGGUGGAACUUGCUAAGCACCUAGUAGCUUGCUCUUUUGCUGAUCGUGUGUUUUUCACAAAUUCUGGAACAGAAGCAAAUGAAGCAGCUAUCAAAUUUGCUAGGAAGUACCAGAGAUACUCAAAUCCUAAUGAUGCAGAGCCAGCCACUGAAUUCAUAUCUUUUUCUAAUAGCUUCCAUGGGAGGACUAUGGGUGCUCUUGCCCUGACCAGCAAAGAACAGUAUAGAUCACCUUUUGAACCUCUCAUGCCUGGAGUGACUUUUUUGGAGUAUGGAAAUAUAAAUGCAACAAGAGAAUUAAUUCAACGUGGGAAAACGGCUGCAGUUUUUGUUGAACCCAUACAAGGUGAAGGCGGCAUCUACAGUGCAACAAAGGAAUUUUUAGAGUUCUUGCGCUCUGUUUGUGAUGAUGCUGGGGCUCUUCUGGUCUUUGAUGAGGUGCAAUGUGGUCUAGGCAGAACUGGAUACCUAUGGGCCCAUGAAGCAUAUGGUGUCUUCCCGGAUAUAAUGACGCUUGCCAAACCACUCGCUGGAGGCUUACCCAUUGGAGCUGUGUUGGUGACUGAAAGAGUUGCUUCAGCAAUAAAUUAUGGCGACCAUGGAAGUACUUUUGCUGGUGGAUCUCUUGUCUGUAAUGCAGCCCUUACUGUUCUAGAAAAAAUAUUGAAACCAGCUUUCUUGGUCAGUGUGUCUAAAAAGGGGCAGUACUUCAAAGAAAUUUUAAAUCAGAGGCUAGGUGGAAACUCACAUGUGAAAGAAAUUCGAGGACAAGGACUGCUUAUUGGAAUUGAGUUGGAUGUGCCAGCCUCACCUCUUGUAGAUGCUUGUCGAAACGCUGGUCUUCUAGUAUUAACUGCUGGAAAGGGAAAUAUUGUGAGGCUUGUGCCUCCUUUGAUCAUAACAGAGCAGGAACUUGAUGCUGCAGCUGAAAUUCUGCAAAAUUCAAUGUCCGUACUUGAUGAGAAUGAUUCAAAAUAGGAGGGGGAGGAAAUUUAGCCUUCAGCUGCAGAUCCUGGGACAUGAAGUCAAGACGGAUUUGGUGGCACGUAAAAAUUUGUUUCUUGUGUCUCACUGGGUGAAAAGAAUUAUUAAAUUCCAGUUACUCUUCUUAAAAAGGUGAGGCUGCAUUAUCAUUUGCAACUCCUCCCUUUUCCAAUUGAGAUACAGGGUGGAAUUCUCUGAAUAGUUCGGUAUUGUUGCCAUUUUGAGAUUUAAAUUGAAUGUGGUGAUUAUAAUCAUGGUCUGGUUUUAGCAGAUCAGUCUCAACGCAUUAUUUCUAUUUGUAAAAAACCGUAAUUAGCAGUACUUCAUAUGGUGAAAUCUAAGGCAUAUGAGGUUCAGCUAUGAAGUUGUGUAAUAUCUAUACACGUAUGGAAAAUCUGAUAAUUCUUUUUUUAAUUAAUUUUGC